This is a messenger RNA of Sclerotinia trifoliorum, 3469 nucleotides long. Lineage: Eukaryota; Fungi; Ascomycota; Leotiomycetes; Helotiales; Sclerotiniaceae. The record is from the annotation of a GenBank genome assembly.
UUGAUUAUAACACAACAACAAUAUUAGAUAAAUACUCCUGUUUAGAUUUACCGGUGCAGUGUUCACAUUUUCUUUCGACCUAGGUCUAUCUUUUUCUCAAAUGCUGCAACUUCUUAGUACCCUGUAAAGCUCAUCGUUUUUCUGGGCGUGGUUUAUCGUGCGAUGCUCCUGGUUGUGUUUUGUUUUGCAGUUUGGUAACAAACUUUCUUGAGCCUCUUUACCUACCAAAACACAGCAUCACGCGUGUAAUUUCUCAAGAGGUUCCAUUGUUAACGUUGAUAUACUCUGCCACAGCUUAGCCAAGCCCUCAACUUGUACUCAAAUCUCAUUCAGUCUUUACCUGAUCUGCCUGAUCCCCGCAAAAGGUUCAUCUAUAAAAUCACCUCGUCCUACCAUUUAUUAACUUUGAAAGGCGGCCGGUGGCCAGUGAGAGGUCGAACGAUAAUGAAAUGUCAUCGGCAGGUAUCAAUGGAGGAGGAAUUGGGAAAGCAGCUAUUGAAUAUUGGUUAUCAGAUCAUCGUCUUCCUUUCCGCCCCUUUUUGAGAGGCAACCUUGAAAAAGCUAUAAGGUAUCACGAAAAUUUAAGGAUGGGUUCUUCGUACUCAUCACUCAAACCUGUCACACCGCCUCAGGAAAAGGAACGUGAGAUUUUCGCAUCUGACGAGGAAGACGAAGAGGAAGAAGACCCAAGACCUGCAAAAAGAAGGAAGACUGCCAAUAUCGAUUCUUCUAUACCUGCACUAGCUCAUAAUUCUUCGAAUCGAUCUAUGUCUUCAUCUUCGGCUUUUACUUCAGUAACUGAGACAGCUUCACUUAAUCAUUCUACAACUGAAAAUUCUCAAAUAGCAUCAUCACGUUUACCUACCAGAUCUCAAGUAAAUAAGAUCAAACCCACGGAUUUUUACGGUCCUCAGCCACGGAUUUCUGGAGGAUCCGAUGCAAACGUGACAUUUGUGAAGUCAAACACCGAUCGAAUUCGGGUUGACUCCGUACUCAAAUUAACGGAACCUCCUGUGGACUUCCAGAAGUUACUACGAAUCCGGGUUGCCAGCAUCAUUCAGAACUCGAGUUUUGGAGAAACUGAUGAAGUCACUAGUCAAUACUCAAACAUAAAAUGUACUUUAGCUUUGUUCCGAGUUUCAGAUGAUGAGGAUGAAACAUUGACAAAUAUCUAUCGGCAGCCUCAGACAGGCAGGAUUAAAAGGACACCCGGUGAUCGUCAAAUCGAUACUUUUCCAAUAUACUUGCCACCCUUUAUAAUCCCUUCAGACGUCCUUUCUCAGGAUCCAAUCCCCGAUGAAUCAUCGGGUCGAUUGCAAGGUUCUGGUGAAUUUGGGAAGUAUAGGGUUGAGUUGUUAAUGGAGCCAUAUCACGCUAAUCGAAAGGACUGGUUGCCUUUGACAAUUUCCAGUCUCCCCCACAACAGUCGCCUCGCGAAAAAGAUAUUCAAAGGAGAAGCAGAGCUCACUGAUGUGCGCCAAAUGGUAUGCGAGUUCUUGCUCUUUGACUGGGAUAGUAAGGACAGCUCAGCUCAGAUAGAGCUGCUCUAUGGAGGGGAGAGAGUUGAAACUUCGGCCUCGUUGAAACUGGACAUACAAUGGUCGCUUCCAAAUCGUCUAAUUAAAAAAGAAGAGCUUGGUGAAAUACCAAAGUCACCGACGCCAGGUCCAAAAAUAGCUCCUGAGUUCGUUUUACCUCAUCUUCUAUCCCCGCAGAAGGCAGCGACAGUGGAGCAGGAAAGCCCCUCUCGUGCCAAGAGACGUGGUCGUGCAAAUAUUCCCACAUACAAUCUCAAAGCGUUAAGUGCGAAAGCUCAAGGAAAGAAAUUGAGAGCUCACUGGGGCAAAGAAAGUUCAGGAACUUCUGCGGCUCUGAGUGAUAUCGGUGAAUAUGUGACCUACACAUUCAGUAAAGCGGAUGCGGAAGCAUAUGGUAUCAAACAAACGCAUUCGGUAGCUGGAUUCGCGUGCCCUGUAUGCGAUAUGGACACUAAAGGCAUGGAAAGUCUUCGGCUUCAUUUCACGACCACACAUGAUCGAUUCACAUUCCGUCUUCGUCCCAAAUCUUCUUUUUUCGUUGAAAUCAACAAAAAAUCUCGAAAGUCGAGUGAAGUUCACCCUUUGCAAGUCGUCCAGCUUGGGAGAGCCACUACUUUGUUAGAUAUGGAGAGAUAUAUUUCUGGCGACAGUUCUUGGGCCGAAGUUAGAGAAGGGCCUCAGAACAAUCAAUGGCCCGACCCAGAUCUCCUUGCUCGUUUGCGGUUUGGAGCUUCUCCAUCUCCACCACCCCAAAUCUCGCGUCGGAGCUCGCAAGAAGUAUUGAACAAUGCUACCCAAGAAAACGAGGGCGAAAAUUCGGUACCUGCCUACAUCCGACGUCUGGCUAGCCUGCCUGCCAGAAGCAAGAAUCGGCACUACGUUCCUGAUAUCAGAAAUGGUCCAUAUCCUAGGUCGGCCUUUUCUCCCGAUAUUGUAGACCGCGUUUUCUAUGAUCUACGCACGAAGCAGGUUGUACAACCUGGGGAGGAAUUACCUGAUAGUGAUGAUGAGAAGGACGAGGCAUGGCUAUUACACAAACGAAAAUGGAUUAUCAAUGACUACACAGAUCUCACAGACGACGAGAAGGAAUACCUUAUCAAAUGGGAAGAAUUCAUCAUGGGCGAGCGACAGACUGGUCUAUCGCAUCUUCAGGAAGCCAUCAUGAGAUUUGUGUCAAGAAAUCGCGUCUGGUUUGCGGAGAAGAAGGCUCGGAAGAAGGAAUGGUGUAAGCAAAUUGAGUUAUUCGUAGCGAGAGAUGGGCUGGAAGACCAACCGUUGAUGUCCCGUUGCGAAAGAAUUUUCGAAUUGGGGAAGAAGGAAUUAGACGCAAAGAAUUCAAAGCCGAAAUCUGAAUUUGUGACAAGCCCAAAAGCGGACCCAGAGACAGACCUGGAUCAGGAGAUGAGGGGAGGCACUGAUUGUGUAUGUGGUGAUUUUGUUCAGACUCCUGAUCAGGUUAUGUGUAGUGGAGAAGUAAGUUUAUUUACCAUCUAUUUAUUCUAUACGUACUGACUACUUUACAGCUUUGUCCAGAUCGCCACUAUCAUAAAGAGUGCGCCAAAAAAUCUGGACGCUCAAUCGUGCCAAAAGGUACUUGGUUAUGUGAUCGAUGUAAUCUUAGAGCGUCGAUGAAACAAGUGGUGGCCAAGACGAGUACUCAUUUUAAGGAUAUUCUUCAGGACAGGAUCUUAAAGAAGAGGCGAAUGGCAUAGGUAGCCAGUAUCGAGGCGAGCAGAGUCUGGAUGAGAGACAUUCACCACCAAAAUCAAACGAUCUCAAGUGAAGAAAGCGAAGAUCAAAGGAAAUAGGGGAUAAGUAAUUUAUUACCAAAAUGUAACCUUAGAUGUAUGCAACCUUGCAUUAUAUGCUAUGCUAAAUCUGAACUUCCUCGCUCUUAUUUAGAUACAUGAAAUGAAUCAACCAUAUGAUAC